AUGGAGCAAGAGCAAAAACUGUUGAUCUCAGAUUCUAGUGGCUUCACGGAGAGGGAGAGUUUGAAAAGCCCUUUUCCAGGAGAUGCAAGUAAGAAUCAUUUGGAAGCUGUACAACACAACUCCAAGGCAGAUAAAGAGAGCGCCUCAAAACGGUCUAAGAGAGAUGGCCCACAAAAUUGUAAGCAUGAGGAUAUAGAAGAAAGUCCAUUGAUGUGGUCCCAAGGCAAUGAGAUCUGGUGCAGUGAUUCCUAUGAGAAGGAUGGCAAGUCAGAGAAUCAGGGAAAUUCUGCAGGAGAAGAAGAAGAAAAACCCAGUCACUGGGGAUGGGCUGCCGGGGAACGCCGCAGUGCCUCUGUCCAGCAGAAUUCGACCUCCAGGGACAAACCCUACAAGUGUGCUGAAUGUUGGAAAAGCUUCAAUAACAGCUCUCAUUUGCGUAUUCACCAGAGGACCCACUCAGGAGAAAAACCUUAUAAAUGUUCUGAGUGUGGGAAAUGCUUCAGUAACAGCUCUCACCUGAUUCAGCACCUGAGAACACACACAGGAGAGAAGCCCUACCAGUGUGGCGAGUGUGGGAAAAGCUUCAGCAAUACCUCCCAUCUAAUCAUUCACGAGAGGACUCACACGGGAGAGAAACCCUAUAAAUGUCCUGAGUGUGGGAAGAGCUUUAGUAGCAGCUCCCACCUUAUUCAGCACCACAGGUCGCAUACCGGCGAGAAGCCCUACGAAUGUCCCGUGUGUGGGAAAUGCUUCAGCCACAGCUAUGUCCUCAUAGAACAUCAGAGGAUUCACACGGGAGAAAAACCUUAUACGUGUCCUGACUGUGGAAAGAGUUUUAGUCAGAGUUCUAGCCUGAUUCGCCACCAGCGGACACACACGGGAGAGAAGCCCUACAAAUGUCUCGAGUGCGGGAAAAGCUUCGGUUGUAAUUCGACUCUCAUAAAGCACCAGAGGAUUCACACAGGAGAAAAACCGUAUCAAUGUACAGAAUGCGGCAAGAGCUUCAGUCGAAGUUCGAACCUAAUCGCACACCGGAAAACACACGCAGGAGAGAAGCCCUGUGAAAGUCCCGAAUAUGAAGAAAGUUUGAGUCGGAACUGCAGUGCGAUAGAAGAGUGUGGACUCCAGCCUGGGGAGAAACCCUACAAGUGUUGUGAGUGCGGAAAGCGUUUCGGUCUCAGCUCCCAUCUCAUUAGACACCAGAGAACACACACAGGAGAGAAGCCGUACAGGUGUUCGGAGUGUUGGAAAACUUUCAGUCAGAGUUCCACCCUGGUGAUUCACCAGAGGACACACACGGGAGAGAGACCUUAUAAGUGUCCCGACUGUGGCGAGGGCUUCAGCCAGAGCUUUAAUCUCAUCAGGCACCGGAGGACUCACGUGGGAGAGAAACCUUACAAAUGCACCGACUGUGACAAGUGCUUCAGCAGAAGUGCCUAUCUCACUCAGCAUCGGAAGAUGCACCUAGAAAAGUCUUUCGAGUCUCCUGAAGUCAAUGAUUUUCCUCCUGGGUGGACUUGGAAAAACUGUCCAGGGGAAAUGGCCCUCAUCUCUUCCUUUUCAGUCCCACGUCCAUCUUCCUCCUGA
Molecule: messenger RNA, 1587 nt
Organism: Puma concolor (puma)
Lineage: Eukaryota; Metazoa; Chordata; Mammalia; Carnivora; Felidae
Source: RefSeq, a predicted model, not a curated record